GGGAAAUUUGCAAGGCGGGCCUCGACCUUUACACCCAACCACACAAUCCCGCACGACAACCACCGACAACCACCCCCGUUGCGAUUCACGACAACCGACAAAUCGCAAAAAUGGCUACCGAGUUGACCGUCCAGUCCGAGCGUGCUUUCCUCAAGCAGCCGCACAUUGGUCUCAAGCCCAAGACCAAGGUCAAGGCCGCCAAGCCUGGCCGCAAGGGCACCCGUUUCUACAAGGACGUUGGUCUCGGCUUCAGAACCCCCAAGGCCGCCAUCGAUGGCUCCUACAUCGACAAAAAGUGCCCCUUCACCGGCCUUGUCUCCAUCCGUGGCCGUAUCCUGACCGGCACCGUCGUUUCCACCAAGAUGCACCGCACCAUCAUCAUCCGCCGCGAGUACCUCCACUUCAUCCCCAAGUACGCCCGUUACGAGAAGCGCCACAAGAACCUCGCGGCGCACGUCUCGCCCGCUUUCCGUGUCCAGGAGGGUGACCAGGUUACCGUCGGCCAGUGCCGGCCUCUCAGCAAGACUGUCCGUUUCAACGUUCUCCGUGUGCUUCCCAGAACCGGCAAGGGCGUUAAGAAGUUCAGCAAGUUUUAAAUUUGGGGAUAUUUCUCGGGCAUCACUGGCGUUGUCGUUCCAUGAGGAUUCUUCACCAUUAGCAGAUUCGGAACGGGUGGUUCAUAGGGUUCUGCUUCGACAAAAAAAUCAAUGUCGUGCCGGUAGAAUUGAAAAAUAAAAGGAAUACCAAGCAACUUACUUUACGAGUUUCGAUUCUUCGACCAGGUCACGAUGCCACGAUUCACGGAAGGGGGGGUCCCUCCACUGGCGAGGGACGGCUUUGGCACAAACAUAUGGCGUCUGCCCACACGCAACACCGAGAUAUACGCAACGCCUUAGGAUGAAGUGGAAGUGGCCAACAGCGCGCAGGCUAGUUGCUAAGCUGGGUUAUGCGCCGGGCGAUCUUGAAUUCGCCGACCCGGUGUUCGCGGACUGUAAUUGAUGAAAUGACACCGAAUUAUCCUACAGAAAUAACGCGUCCUUCCUUUGUCUUGUGAUU
Microdochium trichocladiopsis is the source of this 1056-nucleotide messenger RNA. RefSeq names its product ribosomal protein S17-domain-containing protein. Gene Ontology annotation, molecular function: structural constituent of ribosome. NCBI's taxonomy places the organism in Eukaryota, Fungi, Ascomycota, Sordariomycetes, Xylariales, Microdochiaceae. Gene Ontology annotation, cellular component: cytosolic small ribosomal subunit; ribosome. The record is from RefSeq and is a predicted model, not a curated record. Gene Ontology annotation, biological process: translation. The coding region runs from base 111 to 596 and encodes 161 amino acids. The transcript has 3 exons.